Messenger RNA from Glycine soja, 2805 nucleotides. RefSeq names its product basic 7S globulin 2-like. Gene Ontology annotation, molecular function: aspartic-type endopeptidase activity. The transcript has a single exon. NCBI's taxonomy places the organism in Eukaryota, Viridiplantae, Streptophyta, Magnoliopsida, Fabales, Fabaceae. Bases 289 to 1632 code for a protein of 447 amino acids. The record is from RefSeq and is a predicted model, not a curated record. Gene Ontology annotation, biological process: proteolysis.
AUGUUAUAAGGCUAAAAGCAUCAUUACCUUAAUUUAACCGGGAGAAUAAACACUCAUAAAAACAGUCUUCAAUUAGAAAAUAUCUGAAAAAACAUAGAACUAGUCAAUUUUAUUUGAAAAAAUGCUAUUCAUCCAGCCACACAGAUCGAGGAGCCCCCUUUUUUGACGAAAAAGUGUGGUCCAAGAGUCAUAAAUAUGGUCAUUAAGAUUAAUAUCUACACAUUGCAAGUGAUAUGCUAUAAAAUUGAAACUUCACACGCUGAACUGCGUAGAGCAAUCCUCUAGCUUAUGCUCACAAUGGCUUCGUCAUCUUGUUCUGCUGCCACCAUCCACUUCAUCCUGCUUUCAAUAUCCCUCUUCUCAGUUUCCUCUUUACCAUUACCAGAUGAAUCAACUUCCAAACCAAAAAAAAUCUUCUUCCUGCCCAUUAAGAUAGACGCAGCAACCAACAUGUUCUACACCACAAUUGGCAUUGGAACUCCCCAACACAGCACAAAUCUAGUGAUUGAUCUUGGCGGAGAAAACCUCUGGCAUGACUGCAGCAACAGACGCUACAAUUCAUCAUCCAAACGUAAGAUCGUUUGUAAGUCAAAGAAAUGCCCCGAGGGUGCUGCAUGCGUUUCCACUGGCUGCAUUGGCCCUUAUAAACCAGGCUGCGCAAUCAGCGACUGUACUAUCACAGUAAGCAACCCAUUGGCUCAAUUCAGUUCCAGCUAUACAAUGGUCGAGGAUACCAUAUUCUUGUCUCAUACAUACAUCCCUGGCUUUCUUGCUGGCUGCGUUGACUUGGAUGAUGGCCUCUCUGGCAAUGCUUUACAAGGUUUACCCAGAACCUCUAAAGGGAUCAUAGGCUUUUCACACUCAGAACUUGCAUUGCCAUCACAACUAGUUUUGUCAAAUAAGCUUAUUCCCAAGUUUUCUCUCUGCUUCCCUUCUUCAAAUAACUUGAAAGGAUUUGGUAACAUCUUCAUUGGAGCUGGUGGUGGCCACCCUCAGGUUGAGUCCAAGUUUCUCCAAACCACCCCACUUGUUGUCAACCCCGUUGCCACCGGUGCAGUGUCUAUAUACGGUGCUCCUUCUAUCGAAUACUUCAUCGAUGUGAAAGCAAUUAAGAUCGAUGGUCAUGUUCUUAACUUAAACUCUUCUCUGUUGUCCAUUGACAAGAAGGGAAAUGGGGGUACCAAAAUUAGUACCAUGACUCCGUGGACUGAAUUACAUAGUUCACUCUACAAACCCUUUGUUCAAGAGUUCAUCAACAAGGCUGAAGGAAGAAGAAUGAAGAGAGUGGCACCAGUGCCACCGUUUGAUGCAUGCUUCGAUACAAGCACCAUUAGGAAUUCUAUCACCGGCCUAGCUGUGCCAAGUAUUGAUCUAGUGCUACCCGGGGGAGCACAGUGGACUAUAUAUGGAGCCAAUUCGAUGACGGUUAUGACAAGUAAAAAUGUGGCGUGUCUUGCAUUUGUUGAUGGAGGGAUGAAACCAAAAGAAAUGCAUUCGAUUCAACUUGAAGCCUCUGUUGUUAUUGGGGGGCAUCAGUUGGAGGACAAUCUUUUGGUCAUAGAUAUGGCUUCCUCAAAAUUAAGCUUUAGCUCCUCGCUUUUGCUCCGCAACGCAACAUGUUCCCAUGUUUGAGUCUUUUAUUAGACCCUGAGAUUACCACUGUUCAAUAGUGCUCCUUCUAUCUAUCUUUCGCCCCUGUACAUCUCGUGUACAAUAAAUCAAGCCUCCUGUAGUACUGUGACUUCAAAUUUCAAUACUUAUAAUUUGUACUGUACACCAAUUCAUGUUUAUUCUGCCAUUGUAUUUUCCAGGACUAGUAAAAUAAACAUAUUGAACGGAACCGAAUCACUUGUAAUUUUGCAUCCAGACUCAACUAAAUAAUGCUCGAAUAUGAAAACUAGUUGCAAACCCAACAAGAAAGUAGAUUAAAUUACCUUGUCUAUGAUACAAAUGGGACAGUACGUAUCUAAUAAAACUAUUUAUGUGAUAGUCUUUUUAGGCUCAUCAAUCUUUUUUAUUUUUUAGUUAAAGCAUCAACCUCUACUUCUAAACAACUUUAUAGGAAGAAAAAAAAUAUAAUUUUCAUGCAUUAUUGGGGGCAUCAGUUGCCCCCCUGUGUAUCACAGACAAGGUAAUUUAAUCUACCUUCUUGUCGGGUUUGCAACUAAUUUUCAUAUCCAAGAGCAUUAUUUAGCUGAGUCUGGAUACAAAAUUACAAGUGAUUCGGUUUCAUUCAAUAUAUUUAUUCUACUAGUCCUGGAAAAUACAAUGGCAGAAUAAACAUGAAUUGGUGUACAGUACAAAUUAUAAGUAUCAUUGAAAUUUGAAGUCACAGUACUACACGAGGCUUGAUUUAUUGUACACGAGAUGUACGGGACGAAAGAUAGAUAGAAGGAGCAUUAUUGAACGGUGGUAAUCUCAAGGUCUAAUAAAAGACUCAAACAUGGGAACAUGUUGCGUUGCGGAGCAAAAGCGAGGAGCUGUGUUACGAACAAGCUUAGAAUGCCAAAAAUACAGGAACCACCAGCAUCAAUGGUGCAGAGAGGAGAAGGGACCAAGAGAAGAGUAGUGAAGACGGCAUACCUGGCUGAUUACGUAUAAGGGGCAGAAUGGGAAGAUCGAAUUAGCAAAAUCAGUCCAGAAUCCUGCUUGUAGUGGUUGCUCCCUCAUAGGCAGUCAUGCAUAUCAAAUCCGUUAUUAGAUUCCUUUUGAAUAGAAAUCAUACAAAUCUGUUAAGAGGAAGUCCUCUAUAUAUAGCUAUGUAAAUAAUCAAGCAGGAUAUGAGAAAAUAAUAUUCCCUUCUUA